AUGGUAAAAUUACAUAGUUAACCUGUUAAAUAAAUGAGAUAUCAGAGUAAUUUUUAAUUUUUGUUAACAAUUGAUACAAGUGUUAGAAUGGAAGUAUGUGAUCCUAUUACUUAGGAUUUUCCAAAAUAAGAAUAAGCAAAAUCUGAAUUCAAAAUUAAUUAUUCUAGCAAAGUAGACACUGAUUUAUAUGAAUUGAUGCAAAAUAAAUUAUAAUGUUAUGGUUUAGGUGUUAGUAAUAAAUAGAAACUAUUUGUCCUAUAUGUUUCAGACAAAAAAUUAAGAGUAUUUAAUGUUCAAACAGGAAAGAUUAUAAUUAUAUUGGAUGAAUCAAUUUAAGCUAUUAUAAGUAGAUAAAAUGAUUAAAUAACAUAUCCUCUAUUACAUAUUGAAUAAUAAGAUUUCGAAAGAGGAUUAUUGAUUGAAAAAGUUUUAGAUAAAUAACCUGAAUAAUUAAAAUAAAUUACUAUGUGUUUUGAUGAAACAGAUUAAAUAUUGAUAUAUCCUACUUUUAUUGGAAUUAAAUUUAUUUACAUAAAGACAGAGGAACUUGAAAAACUAUUAGGGAAGAUGGAAAUUAGUUAAAGAUUCAUGAGAGUUGCAUUAUAUUAAGGACCUUCAAUGAAGAAUACUUAAAAUGAAUAAUCUCAUAGUACUUUAAAUAGAAAAGAGACUGAUCCAAGUUUAUAUAUAAGUGCACAUAAAUCAAACAAAUUUUAUGUUUUCUCUCGUAGAAUUCCUGAAGAUUUAGCAGAUAAACCAUGGGUUUUUGCUAGAGAUAUAUUGAAUGAACCAUUGAAUCUUAAUUAAUAAAGCCUAAGUUUUAUGUCUGACAAUAAAAAUAAAGUAUGUUUAUAUUUAAUCUAAUUUUUUAGACUUUAUCUGGAUGA
Paramecium primaurelia is the source of this 887-nucleotide messenger RNA. NCBI's taxonomy places the organism in Eukaryota, Ciliophora, Oligohymenophorea, Peniculida, Parameciidae. The record is from the annotation of a GenBank genome assembly.